CAUUCACGUGUGCAAUUUGUGGAUUUGUAAUUUUGUUUUUCAUUGAAUUUAUCCCCAUAAUAUCGCCAUGGGUAAAAAGCGAAAGCUAGAAACGAAACCACAGGAGGCCCAAAAGUCUUCACCGGUAGAAGUUAUUGUUGAGGAUUUGGACUCACACCCGUUGUGCCUGCAUGGACCUACACUGCUGUUUUCUAGUGAAAAAGGCCGAUAUUUUGCCUGCUCUCUGUGUCGGAGCAAGAAGAACUGUACAGUGCACAUUGACGAGGAAGAUUGGCAGAAAGAAAAUGUCAAGAAGAGGAACGAAAAGUACUACAGCUUAAUUCCCAAACUUGAUAAGGGUUCAGCAUGGAGCAACUUGAAAGAGGUGAAAUCUCGGCAUUCGUCAGAUAGAGCCUACUGCAACACCUGCCAAGAGCUUUACAUAGUGUCACAGAGCAGGAAACACAUCAAAGACCACAGAGUCAUCACUCCCUUGUCUGAUGAACAGUUGGCGAACGCAACAACAUGGCUGCCAGCAUUAGACAAUGACACCGUUGAAGCCCAGUACUUGUUUAGCAAGAAGUCUGUCAGCACAGUUCUUGGCAUUCUUGAAAAUAAUAAUAUCAAAAACAUUCUAUGCAUUGGUACUCCAUCUAUCCAUGAGGCAGCCCAGGCUGAUCCUAGGCUCAACUCGAUACUGUUGGACUUUGAUGCAAGACAUGCCCUGUUUAAUCACCCUGGAAAGUUCCUGUGGUACAAUAUGUUCAAUAACUACUUGUUUAAUGGCAAUGAUGAUGAGAAGGUGCUUAAGAAGUUCUUCAAGAGUUCCAGGGAAGGAGGCUUAUGUGUGGUGAUGGAUCCGCCAUUUGGUGGCCGUGUGGAACCACUAGUGCAUACCUUAAAGGAGCUCUCGGCCACAUACAGAAGGCUUUGUGAUAAACCUGACGAUGAAAGUCUACCGGUGCUGUGGGCUUUCCCUUACUUUGCAGAGCCCUACAUUAGGAACAUCAUGCCAGAAAUGAAGAUGCAUGAUUAUCAGAUUGAAUAUGAAAACCACAAGAAAUUCCACAACAAAGUAAAGGGUCGUAAAUUUGGAUCUCCAGUUCGUUUCUUCACCAACCUCCCAUUGCUUACAAUUGAUUUAUCCAACGACAAGAACUACAAACUCUGUGACAAGUGCAAAUACUGGGUGUCCGCAACCAAUAAACAUUGUGGCAAAUGCAAGGAGUGUACGAGCAAGAAUGGAAUGACGUAUAAACAUUGUAAUACUUGUCAACGAUGCGUGAAGCCGACGUUCUUCCACUGUGAAGAGUGUGGGAGAUGUUGCCAACAGAAAGGUCAUGUUUGUGGUGUGGUUGUGGAGAGCCAGUCUUGCUACAACUGCCAUGAAAAAGGCCACAAGAAAUCAAAUUGCCCACAACUUGAAGGGACCCCUAAGAAAAAAAAAGAAGAGAGUUCAUGCGUAAUGAUUUAUUUACAACAAUAAAAAAUCUCUAAGA
This is a messenger RNA of Ostrinia nubilalis (European corn borer), 1478 nucleotides long. Its product is annotated as rRNA N6-adenosine-methyltransferase ZCCHC4. Gene Ontology annotation, biological process: rRNA methylation. Gene Ontology annotation, molecular function: nucleic acid binding; zinc ion binding; rRNA (adenine-N6-)-methyltransferase activity. Gene Ontology annotation, cellular component: nucleolus; cytoplasm. The record is from RefSeq and is a predicted model, not a curated record. The coding region runs from base 68 to 1465 and encodes 465 amino acids. Lineage: Eukaryota; Metazoa; Arthropoda; Insecta; Lepidoptera; Crambidae. The transcript is spliced from 6 exons.